AUGGCCCCCUCAAUAGAAAUGUCCUCAUCUUCUUCCGAUUCCUCAUCUUCGACCUCAUCUUCGAGCUCGUUUACCUCGACUUCUGAGCAAGGAUCAUUCCAGUAUUCAUCUGAUUCAAGUAUGAUAACCCCAACCAGGGGAAACGCUGCCACCCUCAGCAUUGGUACCGCCUCGGAAGCCAGAGCGGAGCUCAAGAUUGAAUUCAAGGGCCACAUCUACAAGCCCAUCUCCGUUGCAGACUUCGCAAAGCAUGUUUGGGGGCUCGACCCAACUGUCGUCGACAACAUCCUGACCAUGGAUUUGACGCUUUGCGAAGAUGCCUGGAAGAGGUACAAAGACGUUACUCGUGGUGCCAAAGGCAUGAUUAGGGAGCCGAAGCUUCACCAACCCUUCCGCGACAUCUCCAGCAGCCUGCUCGAAGUGGUGUGCAACAAACUCGGCGUCGACUAUGCGACGACGGUCAAGGACGACUUCUGGGAUGGGGGUGGCUCGAAGUACAUCAAAUCUCGAUUCUCUACCACGCGCAGGAAGCCCGACAUGCUUCGGGGUUGGCUGCCCUUCAAGGAGGAUAUUAUUGAGUGGGGCGAGACGAAGAGUGCUCUCGAGUUCAAGCUUCCAUCAGCCAAUGAAGGGCAAAAGGGAGGACGAGCGCCGGACACACCGACUCCAGCAAGCAAGUCGAGGACGUGUUCUGGGGCUAGUUUCACUCUACCUUCCAUUCCCGAAGGAGCGGCGGCGACGAGCGCCUUGCUCACUACCAGUCGUGGAGCAACAACUGCCCCUGCUCAUACCUCGAAACGCCUUUCCGAUAUGACGAGCACCUCGCUCACCAAACGCAGUCGCGAGGCGGUAAAUGCCCCUUCACGUAGUUCAACGCGUCUUUCCACGAAAGCUUCGGCAAGUGCCUCGCGUUCAUCGCACGCAGAUAUAUCAGAAUCUCGCUCGAAUAUUCCCCCACGCGCCUCACGUCCCUCGAAUCUCCCAACCUCAGCGUCUCUCUUGGGUAUUGAUUCCCCAUCCCUCACAAAGAUUCCACAGCAAAGAGAGGCCAUACUCCGAUAUCUUUCCCAGUCCCAACCCGCCAGCUCCACGGCACGGAGCCGGUCGACAGCUGGCAGUAGGUCAGUCUCCACCAACUCAACCUCCACCAAGCGAAACAUCAGCGAUAUUGAUGGCGCAGACGAAGCCUCGGAGCCCAAACGCGUUCGCAGGGAUGUAGAAGUAGUCACUCGACAAACGAGGAACGCCCGAAUCCAGAUCGUAGGCGACCAUUUGCAGCUCGCCACGUACGCGCUCGAGUGCCUGGGUGAUUCGAGUCGCCACUAUACGACAGGCAUCUUUGUCAAGAAGACGACCAUGAGCCUUUGGUACUAUGAUCGCGCCGCCGUGGUUCGGACCGUGGACUUCGAAUUCCACAAGGGUGACGGCCCUAAGACGCUCGCUGUCGCCCUUUAUGCACUGAGCCAAGCCAACAUGAAGCAAGCUGGAUUCGACCCCUUCUUACGUGAAUUCAAGGCUCCCAAAAAGAACGGUGUUGUCAAACUCUCGAACAUCCUCCCUCUCACUCGCCCUCAGACAAAGUCUACGAAGAAACCGCUCUGUUUCCAUUUUACGACCAAAAUCGUUGGACGAGAUGGAGAAAUCACGACGGUUGACACCAUCUUCGUGAUCAUAGGAACCCUAUACACCUACAGGACCAUCAUCGGCCGUGGAACAUACGUCGGAAUGGGGUUCUUGACGACAAUCGGCUGCCCACUGUCCAACAUCCCACGGAUCAUCAAGCUGAGCUGGCAGUACAACAUCCGUCGACAAGAGGCCGAGCUUCUUACCACUGUCCGCAAACAAUUGCCUAAGUAUUGGCACAACCACCUCCCGGAGGUCUCCUUCAGCGCGGUCUAUACAGCGGAGGAGCUCGAAUUGCCGACUAGCAAGAUGGAGCUGGAAGAUGCUGAUGAGGAGAACCCAAUCCAAGGCCGCCGCCUCCACGCUAGCGUGAUGGGGUUCUAUCGCAAGCUUGAGGAUGCAUCCUCUGUCGAAGAAUUUAGACAGAUCUUCCUGGAUUGUCUCGAGUGCCACUACCACACCUAUAACACCGCUCGAGUCCUACAUCGCGACAUCAGCGAAAACAAUCUCAUGUUCGCCCAUCCAGAGGAUACCCCUGAGACCGAUAGAAAGUUUGUUUGGCCAGCGGGUAGUCCCUCUGUCCGCGGCAUUCUCAACGACUUUGACCUCGCUUCGGAGCUAGACGCUGAAGGCAAAGUUCCUGCUAGCUCUGCAAACCACCGUACUGGAACCCUUCCCUUCAUGGCGAAGGAUCUUCUCCAGAAUUGGCCGAAGUCUGUUCCUCCACCGACGCACCACUACCGACACGAUCUUGAGUCGUUUUUCUACAUUCUCAUCUGGGCCAUGACGCAAUACACCCUCGAGAAAGACGAAGACGGAAAUUCCAUCCGGGGGCCUCUCCCAGAGGACCUCGAAGGCUGGAACGUCAGGGAGUCAGCCUCUGUUCAGAAGGGUGACUUCUAUGUCUCUGCGAUAUUCAACACUCUUGAUGAGUCUGUUCUUCCCCAUUUCAGAGAGCUGUGGAAGAAAUGGGUUAUCAGUCUUUUCCUACUCUUCCGAGCAGCAAUGCUUAGUGCUCCGCAUCCCAUGCAGCCAUCCUAUAAGGAAUAUGACUUCGCAACAUAUAAUGGCCAAAUCACCUUCCAGACUUUUAUGGCGGCAAUGGGUGAGACACCACGCGGUCUUGAUCCUAAUGGUGAGCGCGUUGCGGCCACCGAUGUACCCUUAGCAGCAGCUGGAGCAUAG
Messenger RNA from Cyclocybe aegerita, 2808 nucleotides. NCBI's taxonomy places the organism in Eukaryota, Fungi, Basidiomycota, Agaricomycetes, Agaricales, Hemipholiotaceae. The record is from the annotation of a GenBank genome assembly.